Messenger RNA from Periophthalmus magnuspinnatus, 888 nucleotides. Its product is annotated as GDP-D-glucose phosphorylase 1-like. Gene Ontology annotation, biological process: glucose metabolic process. Gene Ontology annotation, cellular component: cytoplasm. The record is from RefSeq and is a predicted model, not a curated record. Gene Ontology annotation, molecular function: GDP-D-glucose phosphorylase activity. The transcript has a single exon. The coding region runs from base 1 to 888 and encodes 295 amino acids. NCBI's taxonomy places the organism in Eukaryota, Metazoa, Chordata, Actinopteri, Gobiiformes, Gobiidae.
AUGGACUAUUGUGCUCAGCUCAAUAUACAGAGAGGCAUAGAGCGACGUAAACCUCAAGAGAUUCUCAGCAUUCAACAAGAAUUCAAUGACAAGCAGUUUAACUUCAACAAAAUCAAUCCAGAGGAAAUUAUAUGCGAGAUGACAAAGUGUGUAAACUCAAGGGAUGUUCUCAAUGCUCCUACUAGCAAAAUGACAGUGCUAGUUAAUGUUAGCCCUCUAGAGUUUGGCCACUGUCUAUUUGUUCCUGAUCCAUUACAAUGCUAUCCUCAAGUCCUCACAAAGUUUGCCAUUGCAGUUGGUAUAGAAAGUGUUUUCCUCAGUUCUGAUCCAGGAUUUCGAGUUGGUUUUAACAGUCUUGGAGCAUUUGCUUCUGUCAACCACCUCCACCUGCACGGGUAUUACCUUGACCACGAACUAGCCCUAGAAUCCAUUGCUGUAGAGCCGCUAGUCCCUGAAAAAGACUUCCAUCGCCUUAUUAACUACCAUGUCGGUUUUGUCUUUUACACUGAAGCAAAGUCUGUAGACAAAGUGGCGGAAAACAUAUGCAGAGUAACAGACUUUCUUGUAAAGCAAAAUAUCGCCCAUAAUUUGUUUCUCAGUAGAGGAUGUCCACCUCAUGUCCACAAACCCAGGGAAAUGGAAAACAGUUCGAGGAAAGGUGUUCGCAUUUUUGUGUGGCCUAGAAAAUUCUGCUUCGGUGCAAAGGAGGAGUCAGCGCUCAAUGUUGCUCUGUGUGAACUGGCGGGACAUUUGCCGUUCAAAAACAAGACGGACUUUGAGAAGGCAACAGAAGAAGGCGUUACAGAAAUUAUCAACAAAUAUCUUCUUCCUAAAGAUGAGUUUUUCAAUUUGGAGCGGCAGCUUAUACAGCAUUUGGGCAAGUCAUAA